Molecule: messenger RNA, 1009 nt
Organism: Striga asiatica
Lineage: Eukaryota; Viridiplantae; Streptophyta; Magnoliopsida; Lamiales; Orobanchaceae
Source: the annotation of a GenBank genome assembly
GCACAACUCACACAAAACGCACGCAUAGUCUACCACGGAGAGAAAAAAAUAAUCGACCGAAAUGGCCGACGAGAGCAGCAAGUUCGCCGACGGCCGGGCCAAUUGCAUAAGCAUGCAGGUGCACGCCGGAAGCGUGGAAUACCGGCGGUACUACAUGGCUCGACGCACGCUCCUCGAAAUGCUUAGAGACAGAGGCUACAUGGUGGCUAACAUGGAGGCGGAGCUCCACCGAUCUCUGCCGGACUUCCGAGCUGAGUAUGGAGACAAGCCCGAGCCUAAAAAGCUCAGCCUGAUCGCUGCCUCUGCAACUGACUCUUCCCGAAAGAUACAUGCCAUCUUUUGCGAACCUAUCGAGAUCAGGAAAGCAACAAUGAAUUUCAUCCUGGGCCAGAUUCUGAACAAAGAGCAACUGGACAAAGUGAUCUUGAUCCUGCAAAGCAAGAUGAAUUCUCAUGCUCUAAAGGUUGUGGAAGAGCAUUCGAUAAAAAAUGUUAAAGUUGAGACUUUCCAAAUUACUGAGUUGCUAGUCAACAUCACCAAGCAUAUUCUGAUGCCAAAAAUUGAGAUUCUGAAUUCUGAGGAGAAGGAAAAGCUUUUGAAGAAGCAUAAUAUUCAGGACAAGCAGCUUCCUAUGAUGCUUGAAAAUGAUGCAAUGGCGAGGUACUAUGGAUGUGAGAAAGGACAAGUGGUGAAGGUGACUUAUUCAGAGCUAAGUGAAGAUUGGCAAAGGAUGAAGGCUCAAGAUUUUCAUCUAGUUGAGGAGUUACUAGAAGGCAGAUCCUCCAACUCUAGCUUGUCUGAGGAAGUGGAAUCAGCUUAUGAUCAAUGUGCUUGCCUUUCGCAUGCAUAUUCUUUUGCAUUUUUGUAUGCAUAUUCUUUUCCUCCAACUCUACAGCUUCUUCUCAAGACUUCCAGAGCAUGCAUAUUCUUUCUCAUCGGUUUUGCUAUAGAGCCAUCGGAUGGCUCGGCUUAUGGAGCCAUCCAUAGUUAUCAACAAAUGGUGUAUUGA